CAUUUCAUAGUGUUGUUAUGCAUGGUUUCAUCAAUUUAUUCGCAAGCAUUGAAGGUACCGGUAUCGUUUCUCGUAUCAACAAACAAAAAUUACGACAAAUACAUGUACAUCAUCUUGUAGAUGUAAGGCAUAUUAAUCGUCUAACUCUGAAUUUACACGGCACAUCUAAAUUGCUAAUUAAUCUAUACUCUUUCAGUGUGCACACUAAACAAAUAUAUUAUCUCUAGCAAAUAUUGAUCUUACUAAAUAAUUUUAAGAAAAUGAAAACAAUUUUCUGGAAAAAAAAGAACCUACCGGAAGAUCAAUGAUCAAUAUGGCCAUCGUGUCGAAAUGACACAGCAGCCAUUUCAUUUUCCUAGUUUAGAAAAUUAAAUAAACUUUAUUAUCCUUUGGCUUCAUAACUUGACAAAUCACGCAUACGGCAUACGUCAAGCCUAACUUGACAGCUACGUCUCCACGUGUCGGCAUGCCAGCCCACGCCGUCGACACAUAUAUCCCCAAGUCAAGUCUCCCCUUCAGUCGACGUUUUAUUUUAUUAUUAUUUCUACAUGAUCUGCUGCAGCCACUUUUGCUCGGGUCCAUGCCAAAAAAAAAAAAGUAGGUACCACUUUUCUCUGCUUAUUUGUCCCAUUCUGUAACACACUUCCAGAACUCCUACACGUGUCUGCCUUUUUUCCCUUUCCUUACCUUUUGGUCACAGGUUCAUGCACCCCCGGGAGAAAAGCCGCUCUCGUAGUAAGUACGUGUUUACAUCGUUGGAUUCAUGUCAUACAAAUCUCGUUGUAACUAGACUACCACACGCGACGAAUUUUCAUUUACGCAUGGAUGAAUUAUUUUCCUGAGAAUGCAUAGCUGAGCUAAUAGAGAUUAAUUUAGUUUAGACUUUUUAUUAGACUUUGAAUUUAUGGAAUUGGGACACGUGAAUUUGGCCAUCCAUCCACCUUGCGGGCUUUGAACCUGGGCCUGACUGUUUGGAUAAGGUCGGCCGAAAGAAGAAGGCACGUGGGCCGAAUCUUAACCGUCAGAUAGAAAGUAAAACUGGGGGCCCAUCUGCCCAACCAGUGAGACAAGGACGACCGUACUUAUCUCUCUCUCUCUCUCUCUUACGUUCUACGCCGCUCUCUAUAUAUAAUGUCGACACGCGCAGAAGGAAAAAGAAAAGAAAGAAAGAACAGUUGGCGCCCAAAUUGACAAGCAGCCAGCCAUCAAGAAAAAAAAGAGUUCCAGAGGAUUCUCAUCUGUUCAAAUUUCAAGCUCCCGGCCCCGGAUCUAGAGAAAUGGGUGUGCAAGACAAAGAUCCGCUAGCUCAAUUGAGCCUGCCGCCGGGAUUCCGGUUCUACCCGACCGAUGAGGAGCUUCUGGUUCAGUAUCUCUGCCGGAAAGUCGCCGGGCAUUCGUUCUCGCUGCAGAUCAUCGGGGAGAUUGACUUGUACAAGCACGAUCCAUGGGUUCUGCCAGGGAAAGCCAUCUUCGGGGAGAAAGAGUGGUACUUUUUCAGCCCCAGAGACAGGAAGUACCCGAACGGGUCGCGGCCGAAUCGGGUUGCUGGUUCGGGUUACUGGAAGGCGACCGGUACCGACAAAGUGAUCACGACCGAAGGGCGUAAGGCCGGUAUCAAGAAGGCUCUGGUUUUCUACGUUGGGAAAGCUCCGAAAGGGACCAAAACCAAUUGGAUCAUGCACGAGUACCGCCUUCUUGAUUCGUCGCGCAAGAACGGCAGCACGAAGUUGGACGACUGGGUUCUAUGCCGGAUCUACAAGAAAAACUCGGGCGGCGGGCAGAAACCCAUGCCCGGUCUAUCCACCCAAGAGCAGAGUAACAACGGUUCCUCCUCGUCGUCCUCGUCCCACUACGACGACGUGUUGGACUCCCUACCGGAGAUGGACGAGCGGUUCCUGAAUCUGCCGCAGCAGCCAGGAUCCGCUAAACCGAUGCAAGUGGACCGAAAGCUGAGCUUGAGCAAUUUGGGAUCGGGCAGCUUCGACUGGGCCAGCCUCCUCCGGUUCAACCCUGCAUCUGAACCGGAUCAAAACCAGACUCAAGCCGGUACAACCGCAGGUCUCAACAACGACUUCUACGUCCCUUCCAUCUCGCAAGGCACAGCCACCGCAGCUAAUUUCGACGUCGAUUUAUCCAACACGCUGAGCAGGGCCGCCAUGGAAGAAGAGGUUCAAAGCGGGCUAAGAAGGCAGAGCCAGAACCAGAAACUCAACAACCAAACCGCCGGCCUCUCAACUACACACAAUUUCAUGUCGUCGAACCCAUUACUCGACCCGUAUGCCGGGUACGGGUACCCGGCCAAACCCGGCACCGGAUUCGGGUUCGGGCUCUGAAAAAAAAAAAAACAGUGGUGAUUUAUGGGUACUCUGUAAAUAAACUGGGAUUCUUUGGGUCUGACUAACCUUUGGGAUUUGGUUUUACUUAGCUAUAGCGUUGUAGCAAGGUGAUGAUGAUUAUGGGUUUUUUUUUUAGAGGAAUGGGACAAGGAAUUAGAUUCGAAUUUGAUGUGUAAAACAAAGCCAGAACCCUGUUUUUGUAACAUUUCCACUUGUAGCUAGUACUUGACCGAUUGAUGAUAUCGGUCCAUCUGGGAUCUGAUAGUGAAUCGUAGGUUUGUGGCUGUAGUCGCUUUGUCAUAUUUAGUGGUAGCGAUUGAUUUGCCAAUUUUUGUCAUCUCAUCUCGCGUCUCCUUUCCGUCUUUGCAUGCCGACCAAAUAAUGCGGCCGGAAGCUGGAAUCAAUGAACCAAAAAAACAGAGGAGAAAGAUACAAGUUGUGAGACGAAAUAUGUCACUCUCUCUGGUUUGAUUGAUCAGUUCACAUGCUUGAACAUUGAACCUUAUUCAACAUUCAGUUAAUUAAUUAGUUAAUUAACUUACCCGAUUGAGCAGUUCACUAUAAAUACUGCCCUUAAUCAACUUUACCCGAUUGAUAAGAAAGCAAUCAAUAAUGGGAAAUAUGAAGGCUCUGUUUUUCCUCCUCCUGGUUCUUGUCUCUGUUUUUGCGUCCCUCCAGUCGUUGGAUGCAGCAGAUUUGCAAGAGGAUGGCAGCAGACGAACGAUCAUCAUCGCCACCAGGAAGCUGUUGCCUUAUAAUUCUACUGGCAAGUUCCCCCAGCUUAACCUCCCACUCUCUUUUUACUUCAUUCCAGCUGCUGAGCUGAAAUGGUUUUUUAAUAUAGAACUAUUUCAUUCCAUUUGAAUGCAGCUUUCUACGAGAAGAAUCAACACGUGAUCGUCACCGUCACCACAAGAAAGUUGUUGUGGGAUUGGGGCAAGUUUCCCUUCGUUAAUUCUUCUUUGUCUCUCUCCAGAAGGAAAUAAUAUCAUUCUGGGUAACAAAUGAAAAGAACAUCUAAAAGCAAUUGAAACGGUCACAAACAAGUUUUUGAAUUGCUAUUUUGGUGUUUUUGUUGAUUUUUUUUUUUGGUCAUAAAAGCCUUUUCUAAUUAUUGUAUAACCCAUUCAGAUACGAUUUAUUAUUGAAUCUCUAAUGCACUCGAAGUUCGGCUAUUGGAGGGUAAAAUGAAGCUUAGUUAAGAUGCCCAGUAUAUCUAAACCUUAUAUGCAAUUUUGAGUUUGGAUGUCACAUCAUUUAUUUAAAAUAUGAUAUCAAAGGAAAUCAAUUAUGCAUCAAUGUAUCACUUAGCUUAUUAAGAUUUGAAUAUUCAUGACCUUUCUUUCAACCAAAUAUUCUUUCACAUCAUUGUCAACGCUUAUUUGUUCUCCAAUCUAACUCUUGAAUUAUCCAAAGUUGUUUUCCCGAACUUAAUUCAUAAUGUGACCAACAGGUAUGCAUUGUGGGAAAGACAAUUGUUGCUAUCACAGUAUAAUUUUUGGGAUAUGUAGAAUCUGUUGUCUGCCGCCAGUGCCUGGUUAGUACUCUCUACAAGAAGAAAAAAUAGUUAUCUAGUGUGGUAUUAUAUAUUCAGUUACUAUUAGUUACUGAAUUUGCUAUCUUUGUGUGUUCAGAGGCGAAAUCGAACAAACAAGAGAACUCUACAUUCGUGAAGAAAACAAAAGAAUAGAUUGAUCGAGUAAAACAAAAAUUAUGUAUGACGACUUGAAUACCGAGGGUGAUUGACGAGGUGGAUGUGGAAGAACGACUUUUGGGCGUUUUCAGUUGAUGGGGUUGUUUAUUAUUUUAUGGAUUUGCUUCCCCAGCCUUGUUUUUUUUUUUUUUUAUAGGGAUGAAUGACUUUAUGUUAUUAAUAUUUAAUCCCUCUGCAGAGGAGAACUGGCAAGGCCGAAAUAUUACUGGUUGUCUAAGAUUUCACGUUUUACUGUUGUCCUCGUUUAUGCUAAAUUGUUCGUUUCAUUGUGUGUCUAGACCUUAUAGCAAUAUAUGGUUGUCAGAAGUGUUAUUGCGACGAAACGAGAUCGUCUCCUGGCAACAAGUGAGGUGCAAGUUCGAGGGGGUGCAAGUUCGAGGGGGUGCAAGUUGAGGGGUAAAUUGCUGGGGGUGCAACUUGGUGGGGGUGUAAGUGGAGGGGUAAAUUGUUGUUUGGAUGAAAAAGUAAGUAAUUAACUAUAAAAUAUUAUAAAAAUCAAUAUAUAAUAAAAAUAGUUAUUUUAUAAUAAAGCUCAAAUAAUAAUUAACUAUAACAACAAUAAUAAUUAUUGGUCGAGCGACCUCGAAACCCAACUUGUUUUUUUAAUUAUAUUUAAAUUGAAUAUGAUCAAACUUAGUCAAACACGUUCGAAUAUGUAAGUUUUAACUAUUUAGUUAAGUAAACUGAGUCAACUAAACCGUUAUUCUCUAUCUUUUCCACAAACGCUUCUUAUCUCUAAUUUUCAAUGCAAAUUUGAGUCAACCAAGAGAUAUCGAUUUGACUAGACGAACAUUGACAAACUUGCUCUCGAAGUCAAACGGUCAACCCCGAACAACGUCUACAUUAAUGAUAGCUAUAACAUAAAAUUAAUAAUAUUAAUUAUUAUGUAAAAAUAAUAUAAUUAAAAAAAUUCAUAAUCUCCCCCCUCCCCCUUCCUUCCUUCCAUUGCACCCCAAUUCGGACCAUAAGCCGAAAUAGUAAUUCUGCACCACCGUUUUGCACCCCCUAUUGUUACAAAUUAUCCAAACGGGUGCAAAUGCCUUGAAAAUUGUGUUUACCCCUCCCAUUUGCACGCUCCUCCCAUUUGCACCUCUUCCCAAACAUAGUGUAAAAGUCAAACAUGGUAGAGGUGGUAAUUGGCAAUCCAAUCCACCAAUCCAUUAAAAAUAUCCGCCUAAUCCAAUCCAUUUGAUCCAAAUGACAAAUUACAGUCUGGUACCUAUACUUUUUAUAUUUUACAUUUUUGUACCCAAAAUUUAUUUUACACGAAAAUAUCAUUCAAAAAUUACGUUUUGGUACCUCAAAAAAUUUUCAUUGUGACA
Messenger RNA from Linum trigynum, 5372 nucleotides. NCBI's taxonomy places the organism in Eukaryota, Viridiplantae, Streptophyta, Magnoliopsida, Malpighiales, Linaceae. The record is from the annotation of a GenBank genome assembly.